Messenger RNA from Nyctereutes procyonoides (raccoon dog), 2359 nucleotides. RefSeq names its product WD repeat domain 45B (gene WDR45B). The transcript is spliced from 10 exons. Gene Ontology annotation, molecular function: phosphatidylinositol-3-phosphate binding; phosphatidylinositol-3,5-bisphosphate binding; protein binding. The record is from RefSeq and is a predicted model, not a curated record. Bases 153 to 1187 code for a protein of 344 amino acids. Gene Ontology annotation, cellular component: cytosol; extrinsic component of membrane; phagophore assembly site membrane. Gene Ontology annotation, biological process: autophagy of mitochondrion; nucleophagy; protein lipidation. NCBI's taxonomy places the organism in Eukaryota, Metazoa, Chordata, Mammalia, Carnivora, Canidae.
GCUCGGCGCUCCGCGGCUUCCUGGCUGCGCGCGCACGCACGUCCGCCCCUCGCUUCCGGCGCGGCGGCCUCCGCCGGACAGACGGGACCGGGCGCCCGGCCUCCCCGAGGGCAUGCGGCGCUGAGGGGCGGCGGACCCUCCGCGGCGGCGCCAUGAACCUCCUGCCGUGUAACCCGCACGGCAACGGGCUGCUCUACGCCGGCUUCAACCAGGACCACGGAUGCUUUGCAUGUGGGAUGGAAAACGGAUUCCGAGUCUAUAACACCGAUCCGCUUAAAGAAAAAGAGAAACAAGAAUUUCUGGAAGGAGGAGUUGGCCAUGUUGAAAUGUUAUUUCGCUGCAACUAUUUAGCUUUAGUCGGUGGUGGGAAAAAGCCGAAAUACCCCCCCAACAAAGUGAUGAUCUGGGAUGACCUGAAGAAGAAGACUGUUAUUGAAAUAGAGUUUUCUACGGAAGUCAAGGCAGUCAAGCUGCGGCGAGAUCGAAUUGUGGUUGUUUUGGACUCAAUGAUUAAGGUGUUUACAUUCACACAUAACCCCCAUCAAUUGCAUGUGUUCGAAACCUGCUAUAAUCCUAAAGGCCUCUGCGUCCUGUGCCCCAACAGUAACAACUCCCUCCUGGCCUUCCCGGGCACGCACACGGGCCACGUGCAGCUCGUGGACCUGGCCAGCACCGAGAAGCCGCCCGUGGACAUUCCAGCCCACGAGGGCGUCCUCAGCUGCAUUGCUCUUAACCUGCAGGGAACAAGAAUCGCAACCGCAUCUGAGAAAGGGACCCUUAUAAGAAUAUUUGAUACUUCAUCAGGGCAUUUAAUCCAGGAAUUACGAAGAGGGUCUCAAGCCGCCAACAUCUAUUGCAUCAACUUCAAUCCGGACGCUUCCCUCAUCUGCGUGUCCAGUGACCACGGCACCGUGCACAUUUUUGCUGCCGAAGAUCCAAAAAGGAAUAAACAGUCUAGUCUGGCCUCCGCCAGCUUCCUUCCAAAGUACUUCAGCUCCAAGUGGAGUUUCUCCAAGUUUCAGGUGCCCUCAGGCUCUCCGUGCAUCUGUGCCUUUGGAACGGAGCCAAAUGCCGUCAUCGCCAUUUGCGCAGACGGCAGCUACUACAAGUUCCUAUUCAACCCCAAGGGGGAGUGCAUCCGGGACGUCUACGCGCAGUUUCUAGAAAUGACCGAUGACAAGCUGUGACUCCGCCGGGUGCGAGCAGCGCCCACGGCCGGCCACCCCAAGGCGCUGAGUGUGCCCGUCAGACUCUGUGGCGCUGCGGUGCCCGCGGGCCUCGUGCUCACGGCCGGAGGACCCCCCGGGACCGCGCUCCUGAAGCCAUCCUGCGGUUGUCUGUUUUCCCGAGCAGGGCUUCCCGUUUCCAGUAUUAAAGAAGGAUCAUCCUCCCGGCAGUGUAGACGCUCCCGAGGCUCUGAGCAGCCGGGCCCGACUGCUGGCCUGUCACCCGUAGUCCAGCUGUGACGCUCGCUUCCGUGCUUCCGCCGCCCCCGCCUGCGCCCCGUGCCCUGGGCGCUCCGCACGCGGACUGCGCUGACACAGCGAUGGACGCAUUAAAUUUUGUUUUGGCCGCAGAUUCCAUCAUUUUCCCUGAGUCUGUCACGGGGGGUGAGCACGCGUGUCCGUGUUCGUCCUGACGGCCCUGGGUCUCCACGCGGGGCCACGGUACCAGCAGCCUUAGGACAGGAGGGAGGGGUUCCUUCUCCAUCUGGACGUGAGCAACAACCCCGCCGUGCUGGGGAGCCCGGGGUGGCGCUCCCUGCGCCGCGACCCCGCCGUCCCCGAGCCUGUCGCCAGCCUCGCAGCAGCUGCGUGUCCACGGGGCACCGUCCUGUCGGAGCUGCUGGAAUCGGGGCAGAGGCCCGGCGCUCUGUGGGCUCGCCCCCGGGCCCGGGUUUCCGUCGUGCGUGGGGAGCAGAGCAGCGCGUAGCUCUCAGACCAGCCCCCAGGAGGGCGGCACCUGGCCGGGACGGAGGGCGGCCGGGCAUCGGGCGCACAGGCCUCGGCCGCGGGCAGUGCUGGGGCGCGAGGCCCGCCAGGACCCUUCCUGGCAUUUGGGGCUGAGGCCGGUCGUGGGCUCUGUGGUGUUAGUGCUCCCGGAGGUAUGUAUUUGAUUUUCUUAAAUUCCUUUUAAAGAAACCUAGUUUCACGGUUCUGGUUUCCGGUUGUGAACGUUGAAAGUCUGGGGCCGCAGCUGUCGUCCUGCCAGUUCUUUUACUGUCAUGUAACCAACUCACUUUGUACGUGGAUUUCAGUGUAAAGUCUGCAUGUUCCUUUCGUGUGUAUUUAAUCAUGAAAUUUAAUUUUGCACUUAUUUGUAAUGUCCCUUUUAAAUAAAAGUGACUAAUUUUGUUGUA